UUGUUUGAAUGGAAUAUCACAGAGUAUGACAAUUUGAGAGGUUGCCACAAAUAAACAACUAGGGAACUGUGAUAUUCAUAGUGAUUGACUACUUAUUUAACAAUUACGGUACAACUGAAUCAGUUAUAGUUGAGCUACUCGAAGUGAAUUACACUGAACGGCGUUGAAAUCCUGAUCCAGAAAAUAAUAAUCAACUGCUUGAAUUACUUCAGUAUUCAAUUUGUGGAAUAACUAAGCGAAAUGAUUAUUGUGUAGUGCAUUGUAAAAUGAAAUCUUGAAGGAAUUAUUCGGUAAAUAUAUUAUCUGAUUUCCUAGUUUAAAUUAUAUAAUCAUUGAAACCAAGAAGCACUGAACAACUGCUUCGUCUCGAAAUAUUACUUAACGUUGGACAUCCAUGAUAUAAACUACAAACUGUACAAUCUAAUCUCAAUAUGCUAAUCUGUUAAAAUUUAUGUAGUACACUGCAUGUAAAUGUUCCCUAGUUGUCACAACGUAAUCAGAAUAUGCCUAUGAAGUGCCACACAGUGAUUCAGUGAAGCUCCCCAGAUUGAUGUAUGUUACUGAUUUUAACAAGUACAGUUAUGCUGAUAUUGACAGUUAUUGAUAAAUGCCCUCUCCUCCAAGUAGGGAUAAAUAUUCACAAUAAACAGUUGACAACAAUCGAACGAUAGUGCCACGCUGGUCCGAUCAGGUAGGUGGAACAACGUUCAGUCUAGUGAUCUAUACACUGACUCCACUAUCUGACUUCUGCCUAUCUGAAAUAGAAGCCAUAAUCUUUAGAUGUUUAUGUUGACAACACUACAAUAUUCACCUAUCCUACAUGUUGAUCUGUUUUGCUUCUUCGUCUUCCAGGAUUUUCAUUGGAUCAAAGUAACCGUCCAGUCAAAAUUCAAAGCAUGUCAACUUUAAGCCAACAACGUAAACUAGUUGAACAACUACGUCAAGAAGCAAAUUUAAAUCGUCGUCCUGUUUCUGAAUGUGUGCAAGAAAUGAUUGUGUAUAUGGAGCAGAAUCGAGACAAAGAUUGUCUAGUUUCAGGAUUUGCGAGUAAGAAAGAUAAUCCAUUCCAAGAAAAAGGUGGAUGCGUUGUGAUUUAGGCAAUUUUAUAAACGGAUGAUAAAACAAACAACUUAGACUCAAUAUUCAAUUAUUCCUAUGCUCCUUACUUCUCUGCUUAUCUAACGAACAUUUCUAUUUCCUGAAGAAAGUAGGGAAACUAGUUCAAUUAAUUUUACUUGAUUUUUAAACUUUGUUGUUUUAUUCUUAUUGCUUCAUUUGAUUUUUGUGUACAUGGACAAGCGUUUAUAAGUAAAUUUGUUUAAUUAUGCUUUUAUGUGAAUAAUGGGGGUACUCUUAUUUCAUCUAUCCAUUUCGUAAUAUCUUUUGUAAUAUCUCUGUUGUUGCUAUCUAUGAUUGUAGACACUUUGAUCCAAAUAACAAUGAACUUUAGAUAACAAACGGAUACUU
Messenger RNA from Schistosoma spindalis, 1467 nucleotides. The record is from the annotation of a GenBank genome assembly. NCBI's taxonomy places the organism in Eukaryota, Metazoa, Platyhelminthes, Trematoda, Strigeidida, Schistosomatidae.